GGUGACUUUGUUGACUUAGCUCUGAAACUUCUCUGUCCAGUAGAGCCUGACGGCGCGAGUGUGAAAGGCUAGAGAGAGCGAGAAAGAAGAAAGGAAGAAGAAAAGCGUGCUGCCGCUCAUGUCGCUCCUAGUGGAGAGCGCGAGCUCGCGAAGGGCUAUUGUACGGGGCUUCGCGUCGUCGUCAUCAUCGUUAUCAUCAUCAUCAUCAUUGUCGCGGACACACGAAACUGCUGGGUUGCGGAGAAUUGGCGUUUUAUCGUUGUCGUCGCCCUUGGCAUCUCUUGCUCCGAGGAGACAGCUGAAGAAGCGAUGUUUCAGCGCCCAAUCGAGUCGAAGAGAGCAGCAGCGACAAGAUGCCGCCUCACGGCAAAGACCCCAACAAGCUCCCGUCAUCGACAGAGCGGCGUCCAAAGUCUUCAAGAGCGCCGACGAUGCCAUCGCCGACAUCCCGGACGGGUCCACCAUCCUGAGUGCAGGCUUUGGGCUCUGUGGCGUUGCAGAAACCCUCAUCGACGCUAUUAAGAAAAAAGGCACCCGCGAUCUGACCGUCGUCUCCAACAACGCGGGAGCGGGCGAGUAUGGGCUCGCGAAGCUGACCUCGACGGGCCAGAUCUCGCGCAUGAUCGUGUCCUUCAUCGGCAACAACAAGUCGCUCGGCCAGCAGUACCACGACGGCCAGGUGGCGAUCGAGCUCUGUCCCCAGGGCACGAUCGCCGAGCGCCUGCGCGCCGCGGGGGCGGGCAUCCCAGCCUUCUUCACCGCGACGGGGGCGCGCACGCUGAUCGAGACGGGCGGCAUCCCGCACCGGCUGGGGCCCAAGGACCCGCAGACGGGCAAGCACGGCGUCGUGGAGCCCGGGCGGGCGCGCGAGACGCGCCUCUUCGACGGCCGGACGUACAUGAUGGAGACGGCGCUGCGCGGGGACGUGGCCAUCGUGCGGGCCUGGAAGGCCGACGAGGCCGGCAACUGCGUCUUCCGCACGACCACCAAGGCGUACGGCGUGCUGAUGCCCAAGGCCGCCCGCCUGGCCAUCGUCGAGGCCGAGCACAUCGUCCCCGUCGGCGCCCUCGACCCGGACCACAUCGACCUGCCGGGCAUCUACAUCGACCGCAUCUGUCCCGCCACGUCGCCCAAGCACAUCGAGAAGCUCGUCCUCGCGUCCACCACGCAGCAGACCACCACCGCCGAGCAGAGCCCCGAGGCCGUCAAGCGCAACCGCAUCGCCCGCCGCGCGGCCAAGGAGCUCCACGACGGCUACUACGUCAACCUGGGCGUGGGGAUCCCGACGCUGGCCCCAUCCUUCCUGCCGGCAUCGACCAAGGUGUGGCUGCAGUCGGAGAACGGCAUCAUCGGGAUGGGCCCGUACCCGGCGACGCGCGAGGCCGCGGACGCCGACACGGUCAACGCGGGCAAGGAGGCGGUGACGCUGGUGCCCGGGGCGUCGACGUUCGACUCGGCCGAGUCCUUCGGCAUGAUCCGCGGCGGGCACGUCGACGUCUCCAUCCUCGGCGCCCUCCAGGUCUCGGCCACCGGCGACCUGGCCAACUACAUCAUCCCGGGCAAGGCCUUCAACGGCAUGGGCGGCGCCAUGGACCUGGUCAGCAACCCAGACCAGACCCGGAUCAUCGUCUGCACCUACCACACCGACCGGGACGGCCGGAGCAAGAUCGUCGACGUCUGCGACCUGCCCCUGACCGGCAAGGGCGUCGUCAGCAUGAUCAUCACCGAGCUGGCCGUCUUCGAGGUCGACAGGGUCGGCGGCAAGGGCUUGCUCCUGAAGGAGACCGCCGAGGGCGUCACCGUCGAUAUGGUCAGGGACAAGACCAGUGCGAAGUUCACCGUGGCCGAGGACUUGGGCACAAUGGAAUGAGCAGGAGGGACAGAUAGAUAUAUACACUUUAUAUAUACCCCGACCCGUGCUUCGUCCAUUACCAUUUUCGUUCAAGCAACAGAGCGAAGCCGCUUUAAUUAGGGCACGUAACGGAGCAUCGGGUUCGCCCGGCCGACCACGGGAGAGCGUCGAGGGAGCCACGGCAGAGUACGGGGGAGUGCCGGGGGAGCAU
Molecule: messenger RNA, 2063 nt
Organism: Cladophialophora immunda
Lineage: Eukaryota; Fungi; Ascomycota; Eurotiomycetes; Chaetothyriales; Herpotrichiellaceae
Exons: 2
Coding region: 119-1870 (583 amino acids)
Biological process (GO): ketone body catabolic process
Molecular function (GO): succinyl-CoA:3-oxo-acid CoA-transferase activity
Source: RefSeq, a predicted model, not a curated record